Messenger RNA from Caenorhabditis briggsae, 900 nucleotides. Lineage: Eukaryota; Metazoa; Nematoda; Chromadorea; Rhabditida; Rhabditidae. The annotation marks the transcript as partial. The transcript has a single exon. The record is from RefSeq and is a predicted model, not a curated record.
AUCCGUAUUCCGCAUUCCGGAUUCCGUAUUCCGGAUUCCUAUUCCGUAUUCCGGAUUCCUAUUCCGUAUUCCGUAUUCCGUAUCCUGUAUUCCGUAUUCCGCAUUCCGUAUUCCGUAUUCCGUAUCCUGUAUUCCGUAUUCCGCAUUCCGUAUUCCGUAUUCCGUAUUCCGUAUUCCGUAUUCCCUAUUCCGUAUUCCGUAUUCCGUAUCCCGUAUUCCCUAUUCCGUAUUCCGUACUCUGUAUUCCGUAUUCCGUAUUCCGUAUUCCGUAUUCCGUAUUCCCUAUUCCGUAUUCCGCAUUCCGGAUUCCGUAUUCCGCAUUCCGGAUUCCGUAUUCCGGAUUCCUAUUCCGUAUUCCGUAUUCCGUAUCCUGUAUUCCGUAUUCCGUAUUCCGUAUCCUGUAUUCCGCAUUCCGUAUUCCGUAUUCCGUAUUCCGUAUUCCGUAUUCCGUAUUCCGUAUUCCGUAUUCCGUAUUCCGUAUUCCGUAUUCCGUAUUCCAUAUUCCGUAUUCCGCAUUCCGGAUUCCGUAUUCCGCAUUCCGGAUUCCGUAUUCCGGAUUCCUAUUCCGUAUUCCGUAUUCCGUAUCCUGUAUUCCGUAUUCCGUAUUCCGUAUCCUGUAUUCCGCAUUCCGGAUUCCGUAUUCCGGAUUCCUAUUCCGUAUUCCGUAUUCCGUAUUCCGUAUUCCGUAUUCCGUAUUCCGUAUUCCGUAUUCCGUAUUCCGUAUUCCGUAUUCCGUAUUCCGUAUUCCGUAUUCCGUAUUCCGUAUUCCGUAUUCCGUAUUCCGUAUUCCGUAUUCCGUAUUCCGUAUUCCGUAUUCCGUAUUCCGUAUUCCGUAUUCCGUAUUCCGUAUUCCGUAUUCCGUAUUCCGUAUUCCGUAUUGAAAUGAUUCCUAGAGAGUAG